GCCGCUCGUGGGGCCGCGCCUGCCCAUCUUCCGCGUCCGUCCAUCCGUCCGCCUCCCGGAGUCCACGCCAUGGUGCCCGGCUCGGUCCUACCGCGGCUGCUCGGCGCGGGUGUCCGGCGCCGGCCGCUCCAGCUGCACCUCGUCCAGACGGCGACCCCGGGCCCGGCGGGGCCGAGCGGCAGGACGCUGGGGAGCGCCGCGGCCUCCGCGGCCCGGGAGCCCGAGCGCAGCAGCGAUCUCAACGAGAGGAUCCUGAGCGAGCCCCUCAAGCACUUCGACUUCUUCAAUGUCAAGGAAUUGUUUUCUGUAAGAAGUCUCUUCGAUGCCCGGGUGCACCUGGGACACAAAGCUGGCUGUCGGCACAGGUUCAUGGAGCCGUACAUCUUCGGGAGCCGCUUGGACCAGGACAUCAUCGACCUGGAACAGACGGCGACGCACCUGCAGCUGGCCUUGAAUUUCACGGCCCACGUGGCCUAUCGCGGGGGCAUCAUCCUGUUUGUGAGCCGCAAGCGGCAGUUCUCACACCUGAUCGAGAACGUGGCCCGGGACUGCGGGGAAUACGCCCAUACCCGCUACUUCAAGGGCGGCCUGCUGACCAACGCGCCCCUCCUCCUGGGCCCCAUGGUCCGCCUGCCUGACCUCAUCAUCUUUCUGCACACGCUCAACAACGUGUUUGAGCCGCACAUAGCCGUGAGGGACGCGGCCAAGAUGAACAUCCCCACCGUGGGCAUCGUGGACACCAACUGCAACCCGUCGCUCAUCACGUACCCCGUCCCGGGCAACGACGACUCGCCCGUGGCCGUGCAGCUCUUCUGCAGGCUCUUCCGGACCUCCAUCCGCCGGGCCAAAGAGAAGCGCAAGCAGGUCGAGGCCCUGUACCGACUGCAGGGCCAAGAGAGCUCCAAAGGCCGCGGUCCAGCUGACCCUCCUUCCCCGGGAGUGCAGGCCGAGCUGGACUUGGGUCAUUCCCCUUGACCUGCCUGCUCUUCUCCCGAGUGAAACAGCAGCCAAGUCUGUUCCGAAGCUGGGAACCAACCCCCGUACCCACCCCCACCCCCGGCAUGGUCCUCAGCACCUUCCCAGUUGUUCCAGGCUUUGGGUCCCUGCCGCUAGGAACGCUUCUCAGCAGCUGCCUGCCCGGGGCUCCACUUCAGACCCGAGGGCCCAGCAGGCUCACUGGGCAAGUGGCCCGCCUGCAGAGGACCCGUCGGAAAACAUCCCGUCCCUGGAGUCUGAAGUCCUUGCUUCUAACUCGAGAUGAGUCCCUUGUAUGUUAGGAAGUUUCUCACCAGGUUGCCUUUUCUCAACCAAAAUACCCCUAGGUUGGGCUGCUUCCCUGCUGCCUGGUUUCAGGGGCUAUUUUAUAACGUGAGGUUGCAAGGUGAGCCACUAAGAAGAUCCCAUCCGGGUUGGGACAGGCUGGGCAAAGCAGACAGCAUGAUUUCAACAGGAAUAAAACUUAGAUUUGGGCAGAACGGGGACCUGGACCAUUGGUUUUGCAGUGUGGUCUGUGUGGUUGGUUUUCAUCGGCACCCACGGGGCCCCUGGAGCACAUGAGACACGUUCCUGCCUCCUGGGUCCUUGAGCUUCAGGGAGACAGGCAGGCAUGUGCACGUGGCUUUGGAUGGGACAGCACCGGCUGCCCCUCGACACCGUCUUCGGUGUUGAGGCUCGAGGCCCUCGUGUCCUGCCUGUGCCCUGAACAGGCACCCUCUCCAGGUGGUCGGGUAAGAUGGGACCCUGUUCACAGGAACUUUUUGAUGCCCCCUCAUUUGUGGGACCUUCCUUGGCAACACUUGUGUUGCUGGGAUGAGGUGUGGGUCCCUGCUUUCCAGGACCCCACCCCGUGGCUCCCGGUGUACCUGACCACCCCAGGACCCUGUCUGCUGCCGAGGGUCCAGGCAGCAGGGUCUGGUGGGGUCAGGACAGGAUGGCCUCAUGUGGAUGGAUGCGUGCCACUCCACGCCCUACAGUAGCACACGGGGGCAGGAAGACCAGUCGCACGGGCCCGCUCAGCGUCAUUCGGGGGGGCAUGCAAGGUGGAGGUCGCUGAUGUUUUCUGGAAGGGUUCACAGUUCGGAAGGUGCAAGGAGCUGAACCCCAGUUUGAAACCACCAACUGACAGGCAUUGCUUUAAUUUGUGAACAUGAAGUAUGGGCAUGCAAAUUCACAGGCAGGUAAAUUGAGGGGUCCCCCCAAGACUUUUCCCCCCACAAGGUACCUCCCUUGGUGUGUGUGGGUGAGAUUUCCCGAACUCCUCUGGAGAGAGCUGGCCGGGCCUGUCACUCGGCGCUGCAGGAAGGCCGGAGUGGGCAGCCAAGACCCUCGAGAUCAGUGCAGUGUGAGAAGGCUCACUGGCCGUGGACGGGAGCCCUGGAACGUGAACUGGGCCUCCUCAAGGCAGAGGGUCCACACCGCCCUUCAAAAGCAGGCCAUCUGGGGAGGGCAGCACUGGGCAGGGCGACGAGGGACACGCAAGGGGGCCCUGUUCUCUCACCCUUGACUCGGGCUGGGUGGAGGGGAGCAGCCCUGGAGGGCGGGCUCCCCGGAGCACCCCUACCCCAGCGCAUUCCCCAUGGUGGCCUGCCUGGCCCUGGCCAUCCUCUGUUCCCUGAGGAUCCCCCUGGAACCUGCACCAGACACAGGCCGGUGAAGACCAGCAGGGACAAUGAGAGUGUGUUUCGGUCACUGGCUGUGCUGCCGGUCCUGGGGACGCUGGGAGCAGGGCGGACGGGUGGCCACACUGCGCAGGUGACUCGGCGGACGAUCGGACACAGAUGAGCUGGGCGGUUUCAGGUACACGAGGACCUGGAGGGAGGCAUGGGCUGACGGGGCCCAGAGCCUGGAUGGGGGCAGCUCCAGCAAGAGCGGCCAGGGCCGGCCGUGGGGGGCGGGGCACUUCCAGAGGGGCUCAGGUAAAAGGAGGGGGGAGGCAGAGCAUGGGCUUCCACCCUAGUCGGGGGGGUCAGCCAGCCCCGAUAGACAUCACAGCAGGCACAGUAGAUGUGACAGCCUCGGGGUCUCCUCUAGAUAGAUGCAUCCUCCCUGCAGGAGGGGACCUCCAAGUUUGCCAACCUGGAGAUAAACACCAAGAGAGGCCAGAAGCCCUGAAGGCCUGGAGAGCGAGGGCCUGAGCCCUCCCCUCCUGCUGCUGUGGUGACGACUUGCCCACUAGACCUGACCUUUCCUGGGGUCUGGCAGGGUCGUGCCCUGAGUGGUUGGUGUCCCAGGGGCCUGGAAGAGCCAGGUUCAGGGGGGGAUUUGGGGCAGGGUGGGUGAGGGCAGGUGCACCACGCCACCCACUCGGGCCAGAACAGGCUCGCGGUGCGUGUGGGCGUGGAGGGGUCUCUAGAAUCAGGCCUGCAGAUGGCUGGGGCCAGACGCCACCUGGGCCACUCCCCAGGGUCCAGCCCAGGACUUUUGCCUCCAGUGGCCAGUCCCAACCCAAGGAGCUGGGUUCCUCCCUUCACCACCAGUGCUCUCCAGGCCUGGCCCUGGCCACGUGCAAAGCCAAUUCUUUAUAAACUGUUGCAUCUCAACAUACGAGCCUGAGUAUUCUCACACUGUUUUUUGAACUGUCUGUCCUUUGUCUGAAAAUUAGCCCGUGUAUGAAAAUGAGUCGGCCCUGAACCUGUAUGAGACCUGCAAGGUGCGCACCGUGAAGGCAGGCACGCUGGAGAAGCUGGUGGAGCAUCUGGUGCCCGCCUUCCAGGGCAGCGACCUCUCCUAUGUCACCAUCUUCCUGUGCACCUACCGAGCCUUCACCACCACCCAGCGGGUCCUGGACCUGCUGUUCCAAAGGUACGGUAGAUGUGACACCCUCACGGCCUCCUCUAGAUACGGGUGCAUCCUGCCUUAUUCCAGCGUGGACGGCGGACCUCAGGACCAACUGAAAAAUGCCGUCUCCUCCAUCCUGGGCACCUGGCUGGACCAGUACUCCGAGGACUUCUGUCAGCCCCCGGACUUCCCCUGCCUCAAGCAGCUGGUGGCCUACGUGCAGCUCAACAUGCCCGGCUCCGACCUGGAGUGCCGGGCCCGCCUCCUCCUGGCCCAGCUGGAGCACACGGAGCUCACCAAGGCAGAGCCGGAGGGCACGUUUGGAAGGCAGGCAUGUUGACCUCCUCCUGCACCUUCACUGCCAUCUCAGGAUCUAGAACUGGCUCCAGCACCAGCCCCUGUACAAUCUGAAGACCUAGAUCCAGCUGCAGAAGCAGCAACAGAACUAAAGCCAGAUCCAGAGCUGGAGGCGUUUCCAUCAGUGGCUGGAGGGACACCUCGAGCGGCGGCACCAGAGCAGGAGCCAACAUCACAAUCAGUUGCAUCAGCACCUCUGCAUCCAGGGCCCGUGGCUGCACCUGCUCUGGAGGAGACCCAGAGCCAGCUCAGGACCCACUACCCCUGCGGGGAGAACCAGCUCGGGCACCAUGCUCAGUGUCAGCUCCUGACCCACUUCUACCCGCUUCCCCCCACCCCCGAACUCUCCUUCCCCACCCCUGUUACUGUUUCUGAUUUGGUUUUUAAUUUUAUUUUUUCAUUUCACAUUAUUUAUGGUGUCUUUUACGUCUUCACAGAACCAAGUUUAAUUUUUUAAAUUUUAAAUUGUGCGUUUCAGGAGCAUCAAGUAUAUUCACAGUUCUGUGCAACCUUCCCCAGGGUCUCGGGCCGACUGUUUCACUCCCCAGAAGGAACCCCUGAGCCAAAGCGUUCAAUCCCCAUUCCUCUCUCCCCCAGCCCCUGACAACCUGUAAUCUGCUUUCUGUCUCUGUGUCUUUACCUGUUCUAGAUGUUUCCUAUAAAUGGAAUUAUACAAGGUGGCUUUCUGUGUAGGCCACAUAUUUUAAGAGGGGAGUAGUUAAUUUUUGUUUUCUUUUUGUACUUGAAAUAGCAUUUUUGUUAUAUGAAAGGGAAAUGCCAGAUGGAUUAAAGAUGAGAGGUACAACUUGAA
Messenger RNA from Balaenoptera acutorostrata (minke whale), 4945 nucleotides. RefSeq names its product mitochondrial ribosomal protein S2 (gene MRPS2). The record is from RefSeq and is a predicted model, not a curated record. The coding region runs from base 70 to 975 and encodes 301 amino acids. Gene Ontology annotation, molecular function: structural constituent of ribosome. NCBI's taxonomy places the organism in Eukaryota, Metazoa, Chordata, Mammalia, Artiodactyla, Balaenopteridae. The transcript has 7 exons. Gene Ontology annotation, biological process: translation. Gene Ontology annotation, cellular component: mitochondrial small ribosomal subunit; ribosome.